UGGUCACACCUCCUGCUCAAGGUCACUUGCAACGGAGGUCAAGCUGCGUGGAGGUAGCUGCUUUAUAUUAAUGAACUAAUUUGACUGUGUUGUGCCAGUUGUAUAUCAGUUUCAACUUUAUAAAGCAGCCCUAGGUAGUACACAUCUUCAGGAAGUAACAAUGUUUCGAGCUGUGACCAAGAAAAUAGCAAAGACUGCGAAUAAAAACAGCCUGUUCUCGCCAGUGCAAAAUGGCCGUCGUUUAUUUACAACUACACCAAUGCGGAAUUCUGAAACUACAGCUUCAGACAGUGUUGGUGGUGAUGACAAGGAACCAAGCUUUUCCGACAUGGUAGAUGUUUUUUUCGACAAAGCUGCAAGUCUAGUGGAAGACCAGUUGGUGGAAGAGUGGAAAGGAAGGCUGACACCAGAAGAGAAAAGAAGUAAAGUACGAGGAAUUUUAAAAAUCAUCAAACCCUGCCACCACGUUUUAAAUAUUACAUUUCCUAUCAAACGAGACAAUGGAGAAUAUGAAAUGAUUGAAGCCCACAGAGCUCAGCACAGUCAGCAUCGGACGCCAUGUAAAGGAGGUAUCCGUUUUAGUCCUGAAGUCAACAUUGAUGAGGUGAAGGCCCUGGCUGCUUUGAUGACCUACAAAUGUGCUGUUGUGGAUGUACCAUUUGGUGGGGCAAAGGCUGGAGUCAAGAUUAACCCUCAUGACUACUCUGAGAAUGAACUGGAAAAGAUCACAAGGAGGCUGGCAGUGGAACUGGGCAAGAAAGGAUUCAUUGGUCCUGGUGUUGACGUUCCAGCCCCUGAUAUGGGCACAGGAGAAAGAGAAAUGAGCUGGAUUGCCGAUACGUACAGUAACACUAUAGGUCACACCGAUCUCAAUGCAGCUGCCUGUAUCACAGGAAAACCUAUUACUCAAGGAGGCAUCCAUGGCAGAAUCUCUGCUACUGGCAGGGGUGUAUACCAUGGAAUUCAGAAUUUCAUCAAUGAGUCUAGCUAUAUGAGCACGAUUGGCCUGACUCCAGGCUUCAAGGACAAGACUUUCAUUAUACAGGGUUUUGGCAAUGUUGGCCUGCACACCAUGAGAUAUCUGCACAGAGCUGGUGCCAUUUGCAUAGGUAUCAUGGAACAUGAUGGUAGCAUCUUCAACCCACAGGGGAUAGAUCCCAGGGAAUUGGAGGACUACAAGAUUGUAAGCAGAUAUACUGCAGUUGAAUUUGUUAUAGAUCAUGAUUAAGUAUACAUUUUCUUA
Messenger RNA from Lingula anatina, 1243 nucleotides. Its product is annotated as glutamate dehydrogenase, mitochondrial. Gene Ontology annotation, cellular component: mitochondrion. Gene Ontology annotation, biological process: L-glutamate catabolic process. Lineage: Eukaryota; Metazoa; Brachiopoda; Lingulata; Lingulida; Lingulidae. Gene Ontology annotation, molecular function: L-glutamate dehydrogenase (NAD+) activity. The record is from RefSeq and is a predicted model, not a curated record.